This is a messenger RNA of Vitis riparia (riverbank grape), 658 nucleotides long. RefSeq lists its product as uncharacterized. Bases 138 to 596 code for a protein of 152 amino acids. The transcript has 2 exons. Lineage: Eukaryota; Viridiplantae; Streptophyta; Magnoliopsida; Vitales; Vitaceae. The record is from RefSeq and is a predicted model, not a curated record.
GGGAGAAGCAUCUAGCAGUCCCUAUGGCCAACUUGACAAGGAACAAUGAAGAUAGACUCUGGACGUCCAUUUGAUGGGUGCAAGGCUGCUAGAUUUUGCAAUUCUCAGACCAUACUUGCAACAUCCUGCCAUCAGUCAUGACCCAGGUAGUGCUACUGCCAUACAUGCCAACAUUGCACCCUUGUUCUUGCUGCAAGAAAAUUGAACUAAUUCAUAAGCAACUUACAGCAACAGUGACAUCUAAAGGACUGCAAUCAAUUCUUGCCGGUUUUGAACUAAUCCCAAGGUUUAAUUUACAUCUCUUGUACACUAUGGUUAAGAACACAACACUGUUAAAAGAUUCAAAGACAAAAGAUGCUCUCUGUGAUUUAAUGGGGACAUGUGCUACCAAAUACCACUAUACGGUGCAAUCAUGUGUUGUUGGUAGUUUGGUUGGUUCUCCUAUCAUAGAGGUUGGAAGGACAAACCGAAAAGACUAUGUGAAGGACAAAGUUGGGGCUAUAAAUAUCAAACGUUGCUUUCUUGUGGAGCUCGUUGAUAGAUUUGCAAAGUUGAUUUUAGCCAACACAGGUUGUCCUGUAUUUUCUCAGGACUAGUCCACUUAUGAAGCUGUGGAGAAUGUGUUUGUUACCAUAUAUAUCAAGAAAAGUUUGUUUUC